GCACCCAGCUAUUUAUGUUGUGGAAGGCGUUUGUGCGAACCAAUUGUUUUUGGUUGUUGUGAGUCAACGUUUGUUGUUUCCUCAUCUCUCCGAGAAGCUUUGGGAAAUAUUCUGUCUUAGAAAACAAGCAAACGGAACGGAUACGAUCUUUGUCUCUCAAAUCAAAGCCAAGGCAACCUCGAACCAGACAUGAAUAAAACGGCAGGUAUAAACGGCACGGAGCCAGAAAUGAUUGAAGAAGUAAACCCGUCUUGGAGCGGAUUAACACAAGCUGAAGUGGUAGUGGUGGGGGCAGUUGGCGCAGUGAUUCUCCUCGCAACGUUGGCCGUUGUUCUACGUAUCAUCAUGCCUCGGGUACGGCGGAGAUCCACCAAGGAAACAGUUAUACCGCGGAAGCCGAUUGUUGAAGAGAAAACAGGAAAUCUUUUGGCUCCGGGAACACCAUCUUCUCAGUCAUCGCGCUCAACAUCAUCCCGUUCCAGUAACCAUGGCGACUGGUCCGAUGCCUCCUCCUACAAAACAAAGAGUACAUACUAUUCACAAAACAGCCUGUUUCCAGGGAAACCAAACUCAUUUAGUAACCUUCGUCAACAGGCGGGUCUCAAUUCUGCCAACGCAUCACCGGCCUCCUACAGAAGCAAGACAACCGAGAGACUGAACGAUGACUUGAUCUCCAUGAUAUCCCAACAGUCGAAUGUCCUGGAGCCGCUCAACCUGGGAGAGCAGUACAGAAGUAACUGGGAACAGACGUUUGAAGAGCAACACGCGGAGAAAGGACACACGAAUAUCAGCUACGUGUCCCAUCCGUCAGACAACAUCGUGAUGCCCGACAGAUACGACACCUACCCCUUCAGGCACACGCAGAUCAGCCCAAGAUCCCAGGAAACGCGCCCAGUACCAAUCAUCGUCUACCCCCAGCAAACGCGACUGUAGACUGCAUCCAUGUCUGUGUGAUGUAUUUAUCAAGUCUCAGUUAUGUGAUAAGGCGAGAUAGUGUGAUUGACAGUGAUUGACACAUGCGUGACGUGGAUGGAUGAUUGAUAUACCCAGUGAUUGAUCCGGGUUACUAGACAACUGGUUACACCCUUACCCAUGGACACUCGUUAUCUCGUCAUUUUGGUUUUGUCGAAAUGAACUCAACAUCCAAGCUACCUUUAAAAUCUCGAAGCUUCACCUGUUUAAAGGUGUGCCCUCGAGUGUCCUUAUUUCGAGUCUUGUGUAUCGGUGCGUGAUCGGUUUCCUUAGGUACAGGUAUGACACUGUAACAUAAAACUGAGUCACGUGACCCGGUGAACGUUUAUCAAAUGUGUUGUUGGAUGUUAUUUGUUAUUUAUACCAUCGUUUGUAAAUAUGUGUAUCAAAUAUGCAUAUUCAUGUGUUGUUCAUAUCUAAACCAGAUCUUACAUACCGUCAAUAUUAUUUAUCAUAAUAUGAAUAAUAAUGGCAAAUGACACAGCAAACAUCAUGAACGAGAACCAACACUUUCCAUGCCUUUCAUUCAUUCUAUCGUGUGUAAAUUUGUAUCAUUUUAAACAUUCCUGAAAAUCUCAAAGUGUGUUGCAUUAGUAUGAUACUGCAUCUACCUGCCCCUUCGUCCUCCAGUGAGGAACACAACCCUGAGAAGAUGGAGUCAGGGGGUAGGUCCAGUGGUCAAGCAAUGCCAUGUUGGGAGUUAUGUCCCUUGAUAUUCCACGGUUCGCAGGUCGGGUGUCGCAUCCCACAUUCGCCCCGACCAUGGCUGUUGGUCUGUCAGAACUUGUCCCGUGCUCUGGGGUUUCGACGAUCGUCAACGACGUGUGUAGUCGGGGUUGCUCUCACAUUACGAUCAACCGUUGUGAUAAAACUAAAAUAUUGUGCAUUGUUCUCAGUCAUUCGCUUGCUCAGUUCAGAACAAUGAAACCGAACACAUUACAAGUUUCCUCAGAGGUAAUAAAUUCUGCGGGAAAUUUUCUUUUCCAAAUGCAAUAUUACACAUUUAGUGGCAAUGUUGAAUGCAGAUUAAUACUGGAUGAUAUAUGUUGAAGAAUCACUACAGUUAAAUUGUCCCAUUGUUAAUACAUAUUGUGACAUUUCUGUUUGUUCUGUUCUCCCUUAGGAAAAAAAGCUUUGCGUACCUGCUUUCAAACAUGAUAAUAUCUGAACAGAACUAAAUUGAAGUGCAUUCGGAUCCCGCAAUUUGAAGCUAACAUUUGUUUAUAUGUAAAAUAUUAUUUUUGUAUUUUUUGUAUUGCUGUGAAUAAAAAUAG
Haliotis rufescens (red abalone) is the source of this 2246-nucleotide messenger RNA. RefSeq lists its product as uncharacterized. NCBI's taxonomy places the organism in Eukaryota, Metazoa, Mollusca, Gastropoda, Lepetellida, Haliotidae. The coding region runs from base 190 to 933 and encodes 247 amino acids. The transcript has 7 exons. The record is from RefSeq and is a predicted model, not a curated record.